Molecule: messenger RNA, 1101 nt
Organism: Durusdinium trenchii
Lineage: Eukaryota; Dinophyceae; Suessiales; Symbiodiniaceae
Source: the annotation of a GenBank genome assembly
GUUGUCGUUUUCAUGUCCAACCACUGUGUGGCGGACUGCCACUGUCAUGAAGCGUCUUGACGCGUUGAUUCUGCUACCACAUGCACGUGUGCAGCGCGGAAGGUUGCCGAGGGAGGCAGCAAACUGACCGCUUGGCAACAAGAAGACUGAUCCUUUGGCAACAAUUCUGCAAAAGCACAAACAAAUCAAACAAAUGAUUGCGCAAUUGUUCUCUGAUUUUGUUUGCAUGCAGCGCAUGACCUGCUGGCAUCUCAACCUUGCAGCUGUUGAGUGACUCGAAGGCCAGGCACUCGAUGGAGCCAAAAUUUUCGAAGGUGGCGCCAUGUUUAAACGGUUUGUGGCAAUGCAGACAAGGCGUCCUGUGGCUACGUGUUUGGUCACUGGUGCCUCAGUAAUGAGCAUCGGUGACUCAGCGGUACAACUUUGUGGCUCGGGCACCUUGGACGUCGAACGGAACGUGGUGGUGAGCGCAUACAAUGCAGGCAGCGCUCCAUUCUUCUACUUUUGGUGGCAAACCCUGGAUGGUAUGUUUCCUGGAAAAGGAUGGGCAGCAGUCGCGCGCAAAACGUUGGUGAACCAAGCCACGAUGGCUCCCUUCAACAGCGCGCUCUUUCUGACCUGGAGUACUGCCUUGGAGCCCUGGAUCAAGACCAUCCGCAAAAAGGGCAAGGAUGACCCGAAAAUGUCCAACAUUUGGGAGAAGGUGAAGAGCAAAGUUCAAUCCGAAAUACCAGAGCUCGUUGUUAGCCAAUGCGGCUAUUGGCUUCCAGCCAACGCAGUCAACUUCAUGUUCAUGCCGCAACAUCUUCGUGUGGUGUUCAUGUCUACCUGCGCUGUGAUCUGGGGAGGAUACAUCAGCUACGUUGUACACCGCUAGCGACCCAAGGGAUUCACCAGCCAACGGCAGUCAAAUCGCUGUGCUCAAGUGAGACGAGCGAAGCAGCAAGAAGCGUUGUUGGUGGGUCGUCGGAUGGGCCUUUGGCCAAUCUUGCAACCCAUGGCCCGUUGUCACUGAGUAAGGCUAGGUGGUGCAGAUUCCUUGUGUUGUCCAGAAUCUGCUGGGGUUGGCUCACUAGGAAGCAUAUGCAUGCAUAUGCAGUC